CAUUUCCACUCCCCCUCUCUUUUCUCUGUGGCUCCCUUGGAAAUGGAGGCACGGAGAUUGCAGUCAGCUGAUGGGUGCUGCUGAGCUCAGGAAAAGCCUCCCCUCCUCCUCCUCUCUCCAUCUCACCGCCUUCUCGGCCUCCCCAGCCCCGACAAAGGGUGCUCGCUGUCGCUGGUGUCCCCCCCCCAGGGGCGGUUGGGUCAGAUUAUCCUAUCCCGCCUCCCCCCACCGCCUCCUCCUUGGAAUUGGAGAGAGGUUUUUGGUCUGGCGCGCCUUCCUCGCUCUCUCGCUCUCUCUCUCUCUGCCUCCUUCCAAAGGCACAGCAGAUAAGAGCUGCUACCGCCCUCUCUGGGAAGGAAAGGGAUUUCUCCCUCUGUCUCUCCUUUGCAGGACCCAGAACACAGGUAUGGACUAAGCGGGAGAGACUGUGCGUCCCCGAGCUCCGUCUCCUCAUCCAGGCGCCGCGUGCGAGGAGGGCAGCCAGGACACCUGGGCAGGUGUGCAGCCUCCGCAGACCAUCUCCCGCGCCCGCUGCCAUCACCUGCUCGCUCCAGGACCUGUGAAAACGGGGAGAUCAGGCAGGCCAGCCCUGAAGUGCUGCCCGCUGUGCCCGAUGCUGACCAGACCUCCUGCGGCCUCUCUGGGUCACCCUCUGGGAUUCUCACCCUCCACGCCUAUGCCAGCCUGCCCCUAACCAGCAAUGACCUUGUGGAACUGGCCUCCCUCCCCACCGCGCCCCCUUCCCCACUGCUCCUCCUGCCCCACUCCUCCUGCUACCCGGAUGCCUGCACCAUGACAGGGGCCAGGCAGCUGGAUUCCUGCGGAGGAGGGCUGUGUGGCCAGGAGCGUGGCUCGGGCUGAGGGAUGGCCUCGCUGGACCUGCCCUACCGCUGUCCGCGUUGCGGGGAACACAAGCGAUUCCGGAGCCUCUCCUCCCUGAGGGCUCACCUGGAGUACAACCACACCUACGAGACCCUCUAUGUCCUCUCCAAAACCAACAGCAUCUGCGAUGCCACCGUUUUCCCCCUGGCGUCCGACACCACCCUCCUGACGCCCGCAGCCCGCCGGGACAUCUUUGAGAGCACCUCCUUCCAGGGCAAGGAGCAGCGGUUCACCUGCGACCUCAUCGCCACCGCCACCACUGAGGAGCUGGACCCGACAUCCUCGCCCGUCGCGUCCCGCUACGUCCACGAGAUCGAGAUCCCCCUGACCGAGAUCUUCACCCGCAAGGCCAUGACCUCGGCCACCACGCCUCCCGCCGCCGCGGCCGCCGCGGUGGCUGCCGUCGAUGCGGCCUACGAGGAAGGCCUGACCCGCCUCAAGAUCCGGGCCUUUGAGAAGCUGGAGGUGGACAAGCGGCUGGAGAAGCUGACCGAGGAAGUGGAGCAGAAGAUCGCCUCCCAAGUCGGCCGGCUCCAGGUGGAGCUGGACCGCAAGAGCUCGGAGCUGGAGAAGGCCAAGCAGGAGAGCAUCCGGCUCAGCCGGGAGAAGCAGGAGCUGGAGGAGAGGGCCGUGGAGCUGUCCCGCCAGGUGGACGUCAGUGUGGAGAUGCUGGCCUCCCUCAAGCAAGACCUGGUGCAGAAGGAGCAGGAGCUGAGCCGCAAACAACAGGAAGUGAUCCAGAUCGACCAGUUCCUGAAGGAGACGGCGGCCCGCGAGGCCAACGCCAAAGUCCGCCUCCAGCAGUUCAUUGAGGAGCUCCUGGAUCGGGCCGACCGAGCCGAGAAGCAGCUGCAGAUCAUCAGUAGCAGCUGUGGGACGACCCCCAACUGCAGCCUGGGGAGGUGCAGCGUGUCUGGGACCAAGAGCACAGGAAGACCGAGAGACAGGCACUCGGUUCCCGGAGCAACAGCACACAGUUCGUAUGCGGUUUCCAACCAAAGAUCAUCUUCCAGCACCGGAGCCUCUAGCCGUGCCAAAGCCGUCUCCCAGAGCUCCGGCUGCUACGACAGCGACAGCCCCGACCUGUACCAGGGGGACGAGAACGCCGACGGGCAGUCCUACCAGGGCGGGCAGAACCGAGGUUCGGACAGUGCUUUCGACAGGCCUGGUGGAGUGAGGGCUUCGGGUCUCCGCAGGCAGGCCAUCCAGAACUGGCACCGCCGCCCUUACCGGAACAGCACCGAGGGCGAAGAAGGAGACAUCUCUGACGUGGGCUCCAGGACCACUGAGUCGGAGGCCGAGAUGUGGGAGACCGAGCCCCCGGCUGAGGCUCAGCAGGAGAAUUUCUCCAGGUCCAGAAACAGCUCGAGGCUGCAGGCCAGGUCUGAAGGAGGGAAGGCAGUCCGGCCGGAGAGAGGCAGCCCGGCUCGCUCAAACGAGGUCAUCAGCCCCGAAAUCCUCAAGAUGCGAGCCGCUCUCUUCUGCAUCUUCACGUACCUCGACACCAAGACGCUGCUGAGGGCAGCCGAGGUCUGCAAGGACUGGAAGUUUGUGGCCCGGCACCCUGCCGUGUGGACCCGGGUGCUCCUGGAGAAUGCCAGGGUGUCGUCUAAGUUCCUGGUCAUGCUGUCACAGUGGUGCACCCAAACACACUCCCUCACCCUCCAGAACCUCAAGCCCCGUCAGAGGGGGAAGAAGGAGACCAAGGAGGACUACAUGAAAAGCACACGGAGUUCCACUGACCCCGUGGGCCAUGAGGUUAUCUGGGCACUGGGAGCAGGCUGUCGAGACAUCAUCUCCUUACAGGUGGCGCCGCUGCACCCUUGCCAGCAACCAACCCGCUUCAGUAACCGCUGCCUGCAGAUGAUUGGGCGGUGUUGGCCACAUUUGAGGGCGCUGGGUGUCGGCGGAGCAGGUUGCGGAGUGCAAGGAUUGGCUUCCUUAGCCCGGAACUGCAUGCGGCUGCAAGUGUUGGAGCUGGACCACGUGACGGAGGUGAACCAGGAAGUGGCAGCCGAGGUGUGUCGGGAAGGCCUGAAGGGGCUGGAGAUGCUGGUCUUGACAUCCACCCCGGUCACACCCAAAGCCUUGCUGCAUUUCAACAGUGUUUGCCGGAACCUGAAGUCCAUCGUGGUGCAGGUUGGGAUCUCGGACUACUUUAAGGAACCAAACAGUUCUGAGGCCAGGAAGAUGUUUGAGGAAAUGGUGACCAAACUCCAGGCCCUGAAGAAGAGGCCGGGCUUUUCAAAGAUUUUACACAUUAAGGUGGAAGCUGGCUGUUAACCUUUGCAAGGGGAGAGACCAACGCGCACCCCAGAUUAACACCUCCUGCCCGUCUGUUAGUAAAGACAUCCUGGCGCCAACACCAGCAUCCUGCCUGCCAGCCUCAGUUCUCUGGACUGGCGCUUUCAGAAGCACCCAGCCGAGUGCACACAUCUUUGAGCAGGCCUUCCGGACUGGGCGCGACGAGCUCCUUUUCCGUGCGGUGAAGGGUCAGCUGUAUCGCUGAGAUGAUGGUGCUAUGAAAACACACACACAAAAAUGCCCGGCAAAGGAAUUUCUCCAGACUGCCAGUGGGAAAAACCCCUUUUCCUUCUCCUCCUCCUCCUUUCAUGUCGUGGAGGCAGCUGUGCAAGGCCCUUCUUUGCAGAUCCUUCCUUUGCCGUCGAGACUCUCUCUUUCUUUUCGCCCUUCAACAACUUCUUGGCCAAGGGUGACAAAUCAAUGGGGCUCGAUUCGCCCUCCUCCUUUGUGGAAACGACUGGUCGUUCCUUCCGUCUGAAACUCCAUCGCCUGGGAGCCUCAUUUCAUCUCUUUCCUUUCAGGCUCUUUCUCUCGCUCACUCUUACUCUUGGUUUUUUAAUGAGGGAGGGGCAGUUCCUAUUGUGGGGAGAAGCAGGGAUUCCUGUUCAUUUUGAUUUUCCCCCUCUCUCUUAUGAAAGAAAAGGCAAAGCCGAAUUUCCCUGCGGCCAGAGACCGCUACAAGCCUAAGAAAACAAAUCUCGUACCUUGCAGAGGAACCCUGGAAUGUUCUCCCCGCUCACCAAUUUCCAUCUUGGAGCCAGGAACAUAGGAAGUUGCCUUAAACAGAGCCAGGCCCUUGGUCCAUCUAGCUCAGUAUUGUCUAUACGGACUGAUGGUUUCAGGCAGGGAGUCUUUCCCAGUCCUCCCAGGAGAUGCUGAGGACUGAACCCAGGACCUGGGCCGCUGAGCCAGGGCCCUUGUUCUGUCUCCUGCACAGGCCAUAAAGCAUCUUUGCCUGCAACAUCCUCUUUUCAUCUCUUGCCACCAACUUUUUCCUGAUUCAUGGGAAGCUGCCGCCUUCCUCUUCUGGCGGGUGGCUUCGCCGAGUGAUUAAUCGUUUGGCAAUUGGCACAGUGGAAAGGAGACGUUUCUAGGAGGCAGGGAGAUCCAGUCCCGUCCCCCCACGAUUUCCAGAUCUGCAAGUGCCCUCCAGGUAUUAACUGGCCCCCGACAUUAACCAGUCCCCAAUCCCUGCCGUUUAUGUCAAGAUUUAGGGAGCACAUAGCUGCCAGAAAUUAGAGGAACUAGUUCUGCCCGAAUUUCUCAGGCAGAUGCCUUUGCUUCAGUUGGAUUUCUUGGGGAAGCAGAAGGAUGGAGUUUGCAGUCAGCAUCCUGCUGUGGCGAUGGAUCCGCAGCAAAAAUGACACAGCUAGCAAGUGCAGGUUCCAGAUCCUACAAGGAGGAGCCUGGCUUACAAGCUCACGGCCAAAACAUUUGAUCAACCUGAGGAAAUCCUUUCUUGCAGAGCAUUUAUGCUGAAUCCCCAGAGGCAGUCGAGGGCUGGCCUGGAGAGAGGACUCACGGGAAGCAUUUUCUAGUCUAAGCCAAGGGUCGCUACACUGUGCCUUCAUCAGCUGGAAUUAUCCGAAGCUGUUUUUAUUCCAUCAGAGCAUCUCCAUUCUUGGGGGGGGGGCGAGGCUGACCUGUUGGGUUUCUGCCUGGUGUGCAGCUGAUGAAGGCACAAGCUCCAUGCCAGAAAAAAACAAGGCAACCCGCAUCUCAGAGCUGACGCUUAUCAGAGCCAACCCUUAUCAAGUAGCUGUUGGACUCCUGGUUCAGUACAGUAAGCCCACAACUUAUACAACUUUAUGCACUUUGCAAAAAAAAAUAAAAAAAUUUAAAUAAUUUAAAGGGAGCAUGAAUCCAGGAAAAAAGUAUUUGGCAAUCCUAUCCACCAUUGCACCCCAUGUGUUUUGAUUAUACACAAUUUUGGAUUUAUGCACAGUGCCCAGAAUGCAAUGUAAGUUGCAGGCUUAACUGUAGUUACAAAUAUAAGUUAUUUGAAAAAGACAGAUAGGACUAUAUAUGGUGGGUUCUAAAGCUUCUAUUAUUUGAGAGGGAUUACCUGAGGGAGAAAAUUGAUAAUCAGUCUCCUCCCCCCCCCCUCAAAAAAAGGAGGGAGGAUCCUUAUACCAUAUGUUGCACACAAAAAGCACCAAGAAUUCUGUGGCAAGAAUAAAUUGUGCAAAGCACACUUGAUGAUGACACCAUGUUGAUUUGGGGGGUUCUUGAACACAGAACCCUCGGUGAGCAGGAAGGGUGCAGAAACUGCAAAUUAGUUUAGGCUGCAUCUGGGCUUCUUCAAUGCACCAUUCAAAGUGAAAAGGUUAAUCCUUCUUAGGGCCGUGUUAUCAUUUGCCACUGAAUCGGAGCAAAUGUCAGUCGGGUUUUCUCCAAUGGACAGUUGCCCAGAUUUAUUGCUAAGGAAUGGGUGUUCCACAGGGGAAGGCGGUGGAGCAAAACCACUUGCACCCAUGCUUUCUAGGCACGAGACAAGUGGAAGUCGGAAUGGGCCAUGAAUCAGAAUCUUUCAGGACCCUGGACAGAGCCCCAUGGAAGGCGCUCCCUGGACCCACACAGAGGAGAGAGUAGUUGCCUGAACAAGAUGCAGAGGACUUUUUAGGGCCAAGUGGUAAGUGUGCCUUUAAUAUAGAUAUUUAAAAUAAUUAAGAAGAGUGUACAUGCAGGUUGCAAGCUUCAACCCAGCAGGAGCUGGCUGCAAAUUAGAGAACAGACAGUCUGCAGGUUCUGCCCUCCUCUACUCACCCCUCCCAAUUAACCUCCGUCUCCAAGACAUUAUAAAGGCCAACUCUAGGCAUUUAGGCCCUGAAAUCUUAGGUAUGGGAUGCUGCUGAUUCUAGUGUUAGGAGAAAUUCAUACUCAAAAGCUGUUGGGUUUUCAUGAGGACUUUAAAAAAUUGACAGAUUUACUUGCAGCUCCCGGCCAAGUGACACAUUGGGUGGAAAACCUACGUUUGGUGCCAUGUGAAGUGUUAAAUUGCCCUAAGAAGAUCUCUCAGUUUGGGCAGGCAAUAAAUAGUCUCUGAGAAUUCAUAUAGCAACACUGGGGAGAGUGAGAAUUCAGAGAAAAGGAGGGUUCGUGGAACCCUCACUGAGAUAUUGGAUCUGCAAAAAUCCAGUUCUGCUUCACAGAAUUAUUGCCUUUUCCAGCAGCCAACUCUCACAGGUAGUGAUUUUUAUUUUAUUUUAAUCCUGAUUCCGAAAGACUUGCACAACCUUUGGGGGUUUUUUUGUUCUCCUGUCGUGAGGGCACAAAGGUCACAAAUCCUGGAGAGCUUUUGCAGGAAGGAGGCCCCAGAAUGCAUUGCUCCACGUGCACCUUGAGAUGCACUGCAUUCUGAGAAAUGCAGUCUUCAAGGAGCAGGGCACCCUCAUGUUUACAAGGAAGGCAGCCAUUUUGCCAAAGUUUCUUUUUUCAUCAUGGCCCUGGAGGUGACACUGAAGGGACAGAAGGAGGAAGGGAGCAAAGUGUUUGGUGUGGCCAGCUUAACGGUCCGAAGAGUCUAAAAGGAUGCCUAAAAAACCAGCAAAGAUUAAAAAUAAUCAUCCGAUAAGAAGGAAUGAAACAAAAAGCAACAAGGAUGGAGGAGAAAGUGAACACGAGCCUCCUAAAUUCCACAUUUUGAUACUUUUUAAACACUAGAGUUUUCUGGCAGUGGCGAUAAACCAUGACCUUGAACAGUCGCCUUUGACACAGUGCAGAAACUUGAACAAAUGUUACCUUAAAUUCAAGAAAAGUCAGUAUUUAUUUCUAUAAAGAAUAAUUAAAAAAAGGACGAAGAGAGAUUUUAAAGCAAAGUUAUUUACUCAGCAUGUGUCGCUAUGCUCUGUUCUUAGUGAGGGAUUGCUUUAACUGAGAGUCGUUUCGGGGACUGAUUUAUUUAUUUUGGUUCCUCCUCAUUCAUCAAGGGCAGAGAAGGUCAGCUCACGAGGAUGUUUGCUGCUGCUAUGACUACAAUUUCCAUUACUUUCUGCCCCCUCUUGCCUUCUUUUCCUUUUUGAAAGAGAGUGUCAGAGAGGAAACCAUUGGAUGUGAGGAGGACUCGAGAGCCAAUUCUGGCCUGAUACUAUCUUUCUUGCCCUCGUUCUAAUGCAUCCUUCUGCAGAGUCUCUGGUAGUGGAACAAUCUAAGGUUCGGGUCACCCUGAUUAAUCCAGGGAUGUGCCCUCAGGAUUUAGCUGGAACAUUCUUUCAUUUUUGGAAGCGGGGGGCAACUGUGACAGCAUCCACCUACGGCAAGUCCUCCAAGCAAUGGCAUUCGACUGGAUGGAGUGGCUACCAAGAGGGGGAAGCUUUCCCUCCUUUUCCUCUUGUUGCCCCCAAGAUCGCAUUCCAAGGGAUGUGUGAACAGAGGACAGCGGUCAAGAACUGCGCAUGGUGCGCAGCGAUUCGCCUGGGAAGCCACGAUUUCAUGUUACCAGGACAUAUAACUGGGAGGGAAGGUGGAAGAGCAGGAUUAAAAGGUGUGACUCAGAGGAACAGAGACCAAAGUGUCUUCUAAGAGAUAUUUCAUCUCUAGGUUUGGAGGGUUGUUGGGGGAGGGCGAGGAGAGCAAGAUGUUUAUUUAUUUAUUUACCUAUGUGUUUAUUUAUUUAUUGAGUGGAAUGACGUCGCUAUUUAUUUUCUCUUUUUUUAAGAAAAUAAGAAUGAUGAUGAUGAUGAUAACUGUGAGAUUCUCUGCCUGUGAACUUUGGUCAAAAUUGAGCUAUGGGUGUGUGGUCUCCCUCCCUUUCAUUAUUAUCAUAAAUCCCUGACUAGUUCAUGGCCUUCCUUUCUUCCCUGUCCCCCACCCCAUCAGUCUCACAGCUCACUGUGCUGCGAGGGCAGGAAAAAAGAGGUUUGUAAGUGGAUGAUGAUGUGAUGUUCGCUGGGAAUUAUCCCCCCCCCCCAAUCUCUGCAGUGUUAACCCUUGCACCCUUUGAACAGGACCUGAGCACUUUUGAUAUAUGUUUUCUUUCCUGUUUAAAACUUAUUCUUAUUCUUAACCCAGAAAUCAGAUAGUUGGGGCCACGAUCCAGUUAGCACCUGCAAACCUCACAGAUUCCAAUGUUACUUUCUUCUGCACUUAUCUAUUCAGAAGUAAGUCUAACUGAGUUCAAUGGGAAGCAUGUAGAGAACUGCAGACUAACAGGAGCUGGAUCAAGCCCCCUGACCUUCUGGGUGUCAUAACGUAAAUUUGAGCCAAAAACUUGUUUUGUGUUCUUUUAAGAAAAAGCUGGGUGGGAGGCAGAAAAUAUCUCUGCAAUGCUUUGAAGGCAAAUGAAUUUUUCUUAAUGUGAUCAUUUGUAUUACUGGGUGAGGAUGUUCUAAAGGCCUUUGGGGAAUAUAAACAUUAAUUGAACGGAUAGUGCAGGAAAUGGUAUGCUCAGUUUGAAGAGCUGCUUAGCACAUCAGCGUGCCUCAAUCGAUCGCUCCACCCUCAACGGCUCACAGCUGAAGCCCUGCUCAGAGGUUUGGGUUGCCCUCCAUGCCUUCAAUGGGUACAGUGUGGGGCAACAGGCUCUGCUCUCUCUGCCCACAUCUGCUAAAUACAUGGAGAAGAACCCAGAUUUAUGAAAAGGGCUUGGAUGUGCGAGCAGUUUUCCCUUAAAAAGCAAGGGGGCAUACGAACAUCCUUUUCUAUGGGGAUUGCACUAUGAUGGCAAGUUUAUACACACAGGCUAUGACUUCAUGGUGCGCUCAAUGAGAAAUUUGCAUGCAAGUGGAAGUUGAGCCACAGUGUAUUGGGGGGGGGCAUUUCCCAACAGCAGUUCACCUUCUGCAAAACUGGGGUGGCUAUUUUUGCGCAGAGAGGCUAUACCAGGGGUCGGCAAGGCUUACCGGCCAUGGGCCGGAUCACUCCCGCUGAGAUCCUCCGUGGGCUGGACCGGCGCAGCACGAUGUCAGAAAUCGCGUCUGCACAUGCCCAGAUGCCGAAAAUCACACCCACACAGAAGCGUUUUUUGGCAUCUGGGCAUGUGCAGAUGCAGUUUCCGGUAUCUGCGCAUGCGCAUAUGCGGUUUCCAGCGUCACUUGGCAAGUCCCCAUGCUGUGCUGCACUGGUUUAGCGCAGCGUGUGGGGGACUCGCCAAGGGAGCGGCUCGUGGGCCAGUAAAAUGAUCUUCAUGGGCUGCAUCCGGCCCAUGGGCCACAUGUUGCCGACCCCUGGGCUAUGCUAUGCACUUGCUACCUGCAUAGUAGCAAGGAGUGGGGGAGGAAUUUGGUUCAGAUUGCAUUCAAAUUCAAAUUUCCCAGAUUCACAUUUUUCCAAAACAGCACAGGAACUUUGAAAUCCACAUAUCCCCGAAUUUUGCAAUGGAUUUUUCCAGACAAGUAAUGUGUGCCCCCCAAAAAGGGAAUUGUGUUAAAUGUGCAUAUAAAUGCAUACAUCAGUGAAAAUAGCACAAUCAGGGGAAAUGCUGUGGAAAAAUGUCUUCGGUUUGUGAAAUUGCAUACAAAUAUGUGUUUAUUAGGAGAAAUUUGCAUGAAAAUGUGAUGGAUUUUCAUAAGCACUUUUUUAAAAAGAAAAAGAAAUUGCAAGUUGCUGCAAAAUGUGGAGAACUGAUUAAGAUUGGAACACCGAGAAACUGGAAGAAAUCAAAAUUGACAGAUUCCCCCACCCCUAAAAGUACCUGCUGCCGCUUUGAAGGAGACUGCCCAGCACUGACCGUGCUUUGGAGGGAGAUGGGGACAGAUGGCAGAGUCGCCGCAAAAGGCAGCGAUUUAUCUUUCGCUCUUUCCGAGCAAACUUCACACCUCCCUUUGCAAUGUCACCUUCUGCUGAG
Molecule: messenger RNA, 9970 nt
Organism: Podarcis muralis (Common wall lizard)
Lineage: Eukaryota; Metazoa; Chordata; Lepidosauria; Squamata; Lacertidae
Source: RefSeq, a predicted model, not a curated record